Penicillium psychrosexuale is the source of this 1251-nucleotide messenger RNA. Its product is annotated as CTD-interacting domain-containing protein. The annotation marks the transcript as partial. Gene Ontology annotation, biological process: mRNA 3'-end processing. The record is from RefSeq and is a predicted model, not a curated record. Lineage: Eukaryota; Fungi; Ascomycota; Eurotiomycetes; Eurotiales; Aspergillaceae. Gene Ontology annotation, molecular function: RNA polymerase II C-terminal domain binding. Gene Ontology annotation, cellular component: RNA polymerase II, holoenzyme. The transcript has 5 exons.
AUGGCUUUCACUGAUGACGCCGUCAAAGCAAAGCUAUCAGCUCUGAACGACACGCAGGAGAGCAUCGUUACUGUUGCGCAAUGGGUCAUGUUCCACAGACGCCAUGCUGAACGGACUGGACAGAUCUGGCUUCAAAAGAUCCGCGACUCGCCGCCUCCCAAGCGACUCAACCUGAUCUACCUAGCCAAUGAGGUGGCCCAGCAAUCUAAAGUACGCGGGAAAAAUGAUUUCCUCAUUGCGCUAUCUCCGAUCAUCGUCGAUGCUACGUCAGCUGCUUACAAGGGCUCCUCGAAUGAAUACCAGCAAAGGAUCCGCCGAGUCGUGGAGGUCUGGAGACAACGCAAUGUAUUUGACGGGGUUAUUUUGGAUGCAGUGGAAGCUCGCAUAGACGAACUCGACAAAGCUCGUCCUACAAACAAGAAGCAAACCCUCGGAGGAUCUUUCUUCAAGGACACUUCUUCGGGAUCCACCCCGUCCGAACUGCAGCCUCUCAAUCCGUUGCAGGUUGCUCUCAACAAGGCUGUCAUCAACUCCCACAAUUCCGCAACAACCGCUACUUCGGAAUUCGACAAGCUUCAUGACCCCAAAACCCCGAAGGCUACACUGCCCGUUCACGCUGCGCGUCUAAGUUCACUCUUGAAGGCACUCGCCAACGCAGAAAAUUCUCUCUCUGAAGUAAUCAAGUCGCGCCGCGCCUUGAUCGAUGGGCUCGAGAAGAUCCUGCAGACCAAUCGUGCAGAGCUAUCGAAAGAAGAGGCCAUUAGCGCCGAGCUUUCACAGAAGAAAGCCUCGGCCGAUACCAAGAAGCGCGAGGUCGAAGAUGCGAUUAUGCGCGGUCUGCCCAGUGAAGAGUCCUCCACAAACCCAGGUGAAUACAACGGACACGAUGACGCACCCGCCCGCCCAACAGUCGAAGCUUUGACACCUCCCCCGGUGGAGGCUAUUACGCCAGUGGGGUCCCCACAACCAGGAAAGCAGCAGCUUCGCCGCGGCCCUUUUACCGAAGAGGCAGACGACGAUGUCUCAGAAUGGAGCCCCACGAACACCGCCAACAUGCAGCAGUCAGGCAACGGGACUGCCGUCACCGACCAACCCACUACCAUUUCUCCGAACCAUGGCAAUGACUUCGAUGUCGCUGCCGAUGUCCAUGCAAAGAGGCGCAAGAUCUCCCAUGGCGAGGAGGACUAUGCGGCUUUUGCAGCCGGCGAUCUAGAUUCCGAUGUAGCUGAUCUGCUUGCCACCCAGGGUAAU